This is a messenger RNA of Solenopsis invicta (red fire ant), 5967 nucleotides long. RefSeq names its product endoribonuclease dcr-1 (gene Dcr-2). Gene Ontology annotation, cellular component: cytoplasm; nucleus; RISC complex. The transcript has 25 exons. Lineage: Eukaryota; Metazoa; Arthropoda; Insecta; Hymenoptera; Formicidae. Gene Ontology annotation, molecular function: protein binding; ATP binding; deoxyribonuclease I activity. Gene Ontology annotation, biological process: pre-miRNA processing; siRNA processing; apoptotic DNA fragmentation. The record is from RefSeq and is a predicted model, not a curated record. Bases 261 to 5081 code for a protein of 1606 amino acids.
AUCAACCAAACGUCGCUUUGUGGGGAAAAGGGACCUUCGGUCCGGGGUUCUCCCGCGGUUUGAUGCGGUUUGAUGCAGUUUGAUGAGAAGUGUUUUAUUUGUUAGGUGAUAAAACGAAUUGUUGCUUUUGAUCUGUACAGGUGUAGUAGUUUCCAAUUGCUUCUCGAGUUCGGAAUAAUUUUUUCUUACAAACGAUUCUGCAUCGGGCGAAAAAUCGUCAUUUUAUGGCACUGGCGAUUGAUUACAACUGACACGAGAGGAUGGAGACAGAAAACGAAACAGUGUUUACGCCUAGAGCGUAUCAAAUAGAUCUCUUUGAAAGGGCACUGCGAAAUAAUACAAUACUCUACUUACCAACCGGUGCGGGCAAGACAUACAUUGCUAUUAUGCUCCUGAAGCAUCUAAGCGGAGAUAUACGCAAACCUUAUCGGGAAGGUGGUAAACGCACUAUAUUCACUGUAAACACAGUAGCACUGGUAACACAACACGCAGAAUACAUAUGCAGACAUACAGGCCUAAAUUGUAAAGGUUACAGUGGAGACAUGCAGGUGGAUUUUUGGAAAGAACUACAAUGGUCAGCGGAAAUAGAAGAACACGAAGUUCUAGUAAUGACAUCACAAAUCUUCCUGAAUCUACUUACACAUGGAUAUAUGAAGUUAGAUAGAGUAAACUUAAUAAUAUUUGACGAAUGCCAUCGAGCCGUGUCUAAUCACCCAAUGAGACAAAUUAUGCAACAAUUUGAAAAUUGGCCGAAGGAAAAUCAUCCACGUGUCUUAGCUAUGUCAGCAACAUUAUUGAAUGCUAAUAUAAAAGCAGAGAAGAUUGAACAAACAAUUAGGUCUCUAGAAAUAACUUUCCAUGCGAAGAUAGCGACGGUAGACUCGUCAGAUUGUAUUCAAGGCUACUGUACAAAUCCAAAAGAAGAGAUCAUUAAGUAUAAGAAACAUCCAGUUCCAGAAGUACUGGAAAAAAUAAAUUCUAUUGUAAACACAAGUAUAGAAAUUGUAAAAAAUGUGAAGCUUAAUUUGGAUCUUAUAUAUAAUGAAUCCAGUGAACCAAUGCGACCUAAAUCAAAAUCUUCCAAACUGAAGGCUAUUUUGACAGAUAUAGCAACGACUACAUCACACACCGGCAUAUAUGGUGGAAGCAAAUCUGCUUUGCUGCAUUUAAUUCAGCUAGAAAGUUUAAAAAAAUAUUCCGAUGACCAAAUGACGGAUAAUAUUCUGGAUUACUUAAUUACACAAGUAAUGAUAAUGAGGAAACUAUUCGAUAAUGAGAUGAAAAAUCAUACAGAAUUAGAACAAUUGUACAAAUUUUCAUCCAACCAAAUGCAUAAAUUAUUUAAAAUAUUACUUGAAUAUGGUAGUAAAUCAAGCAAAAACAAGUUCUGCUGCAUUAUUUUUGUCAAGGAAAGAUUUAUGACACAAGUGAUAUAUCAUAUAUUGAAAAUACUAUCUACACGCGAUAAGCAAUACAGUUUUCUUUUGCCUGAUUACGUGCUCGGCUUUCAGAAUAAUCCUUAUAAAAAUAGUAAAGAAGUUUCGUGUAUUGCAAAAUGGAAUAAGGAAGUGUUGCAAAGAUUUAAAAAUGGUUCGAUAAAUUGCAUUGUAUCAACCGAUGUUGUCGAUGAAGGUAUCGAUAUACCUACAUGCACGUUAAUAAUACGAUAUGAUAUGCCAAUGGAUUUUAGAGCAUAUGUUCAAAGUAAGGGUCGGGCACGCCACAGCUCGAGUAGUUUUAUAAUCUUAGUACAAGAUGAUGAUGUAGACUUUCUUCAAAGAUAUUAUCAUUACCAAAAGACGGAAAUGCAUUUGAAAAAGAUUUUGAUGGGACAAAGUGAACAACGCACAUUGCCUACACAAGAUGACAUUAUAAAAUGUCUAUAUACUGAUUUUGAAAUCAUGCCAUACGUAGUGAAACGUAAUGAUGUUGUGGAAUGUUCCAUAUCAGAGAUAGCUGCGAUUAAUUUAAUAAAUAUGUAUUGCAGUACUUUACUUAAAUCUAAAUUCAGUUGUCUGGUUCCAAUUUGGAAGUUAUAUGAAGGGAAAUCUGGUGACAUGACAUUAUAUAUGAUUUCACUAAAAUUACCAAACUUGUCGCCAUUGAAAACUGAAGUUUAUGGUGAUUAUAUGAAGAGUAUAGAAGGUGCUAAACGAUCUGCUGCUAUGAAGACUUGCAUAAAAUUGCACGAAGCAGGUGCAUUGACAGACAAACUAUUACCCGCAACUGACGAUGAAGUCACGGAAAAUUCGGAUUUUUUGUGUCCAAAUUGGAUAGACGAAGACAAUUAUUUAUCUGGCACAUAUAAGAAAAAGCGAGAACAUAAGCUAGAGCAUCCGCUAGCGUUUUAUGGUGCAUACCCACAACCGGAACAGUCAUUAUACCUUCAUGUUAUCAAUUUUACUUCUACUUAUCCUGUAACGAGCUGCGAUAAUAGACGCAUAGUUUUUUAUAAUUUGCUAAAUGACAAAAGUGGCUUUGGUAUUCUUUCCACAAAGAGUUUGCCAAAGAUACCCUCGUUUCCGAUUUUUAUGAAGGAUGGUCAAUUAAAUGUCAAUGUAAUAUCUGACUAUACAACGAUAAUAUUGAACAAUGAUGACAUCGAAUUGCUUAAGAGAUUUCAUUUCUUAUUGUUCACUAAUAUUAUUUCUGUUAUUAAAAGCUUUAUGAUUUUCGAUAAUCACAAUCUUGAAAAUUCCUUCUUAAUUGUUCCAUUGAAUAAACAGCAGAAGAUAAAUUGGGAGGCUGUUGCAACGUAUCAAAAUUUAGAACGAAUUCCGCCGUAUAAGCCUUUUCACUUUAAAUCUAGCGAUUAUGAAUUAGCGUUGGUUACUCCAACUUACAGAGGAUCAGCGGUCUAUGUAGUCACGCAAGUGUGUGACGACCUUACACCUAAAUCAUAUUUUCCCAAUGAAGAUUUUGAUACGUAUCAGCAUUAUUAUAACGAAAAACAUGGAUUGACUAUAGACAAUCUAAGGCAGUCUAUGUUGGAAGUGAAGCCAAUACCAGUCAAAAUUAAUUAUAUAAAACCGAGAAAAUUGCCCGAAGGUCCGGUGAAGUAUAAGAAAACGGAUGACACAGUGGAGGAUCUUCAGGAACAUCUAGUUCCAGAACUAUGUAUGAGGAUAAAUUUCCCAGUUGUAUAUUGGUUAAAAGCUACUACGUUGCCUUCCAUUCUGCACAGAAUUUGCCAAUUCUUAAUCGCGGAAGAUUUGAGAGUAACUAUUGCAAGAGAGACUAAAUUAGGAGCAUUAACAUUAAAAGAGUUGUCUCCCUUAAAUAUAGAAGAGGAUGACGAGAAAUUGAAUGAAGACGACUAUUGUAAUGGAUUAGAAUUGACGGAUGAUAUAAUCGAGAAAACGCAAGAUCAAACAUAUUCAGACUCGAACGUGCUUGAUUUCGAUAAUCCUUUCUCGAGGGAUCAAGAACCUCGGGAUUUAUAUCGUGAUAUGGACAACAUUCAAAUGAUCGAUAUUCAAUAUUAUAAUCAAUUUAUGUUUUUAAAUUGUAAUGAAGAAGAAAGCGCUAUGACAAAUAUGAACAAGAAGGUUGGUUGCUACAUUGAGAGGUCAAAGGUAUCAGUACCAAUAUUGAAUAUUCUUUCUUCUGACGAGCAGUUUUUGUCACAAGGACCUAAUUCAGCGGAUAUUAUGCAUGCGCUAACCACUAAACUAGGCUCAGAUAUGUUCAACUUAGAACGAUUGGAAACUUUGGGCGAUUCUUACCUGAAGUUUAUUGUAUCGCUAUAUUUAUAUGACAGAUUCCCAAUGUAUAACGAGGGUCAAUUAACGGCAUUGAAGGGAAAAAUUAUUGGUAAUCGGAAUCUUUAUUAUUGCGGUAAAAAAAAAAAUAUUCCCGGGCGUAUAAAAAACGAUGCAUUCGUGCCCAUGAGCAACUUUAUCCCACCCGCGUUCACGGUGCUGCGCCCAUUGCAAGAGAUCUUGCUGAAUGAAUCAAUAGCCCCAAAUGUAUUAUACGAAUUUGAAAUACCGGAGCUGGAGAGAUACACCGGAUGCAUAAGCGAAGAUACGAGGACGAUAAUGCGAGAAACAGUGACGAACUGGGAUAAAGGAGAUAAGCAAACUGGCGUCGAACAUUAUCUCGGUGUACAGAUUUUAGCCGAUAAAACUGUGGCGGAUUCAGUGGAAGCGUUAAUCGGCGUUUAUCUCAGAAGUAACGGUAUAAGAGGCGCCUCAGAGCUGCUAAAAUGGUUCGGUAUACUGUCAGAUAUCAAGAUUGAUAAGUUACUGGAUAGCGAGCCACAGAAUCCUAUAAUAGGCGAUGGAAAUUUAAAUUAUCACAUGCCAUGGGCUGAUAACAUAGAAGCUCAGUUUGGUUAUAAAUUUAAGAAUCGAGGAUUUUUGUUACAGGCGUUCACACAUCCGUCUUACACAGCUAAUGGAUUAACUGAGUGUUAUCAAAGAUUAGAGUUUCUUGGAGAUGCUAUUCUUGAUUUUUUGAUAACGUGUUACAUUUACGAAAAAUGUGGCAACUUAAGUCCUGGUGAGCUCACCGAUCUAAGAUCCGCUCUUGUUAAUAAUAUAACUUUCGCUUGUUUGGCAGUACGAUAUGGUUUGCAUAUCGCUUUAUUAGCCUACGCUCCAAAAUUAGAUGAAAUCAUCGAUCGUUUUGUUAAAUUUCAAGAAGAUCGAGAUUAUGUUGUUAAUGAUGAGCUGCUAUAUGUGCUAAUUGAAGAAGAAGAGUGCAACCUAGUAGAAUAUGUGGACGUUCCAAAAGUUCUUGGUGAUCUAUUUGAAUCUUUAAUUGGUGCCAUUUAUCUUGAUAGUGGCAAAGACCUUGUAAAAAUCUGGGAAAUUAUCUAUACUCUUAUGCACAAAGAAAUCGACGAGUUUAGCAGGAGCAUACCUAAACAGCCAGUAAGAGUGAUAUAUGAACAUACAGACUUACGUCCCAAGUUUCUAGAAGCGACAUUGAUUAAAGGCACUGGUAGAGUUAUGAUACCUUUGAAAGUCACUAUCGCUGGUAAAGAGAAAUUCUUCCAUGGAUUUGGUAUAAACAAAAAACAGGCUAAAUGCGCAGCCGCAAAACAAGCAUUAAAAAGACUACAACUUGAAAAAUAAAGUUUUUUUUUUUUAGAGAUUGUUUCAUAUAACAUGUUUCUUUAUGCAUAUAUUUAUAAAUGUUAAUGUUUAUAGAUUUAUGAACUUCAAAACUGAUAUCAUUUCAUAAGUUAUAAGACUGAACGUUUUAAAUGUUCAGAUUAUAUAUAUUUAAUUCGUGCAAAAUGUUUAUAAAUUCUAUAAAAAUAAUUAAUCUGUAAAAUCCAUACAUUUUUUGUAUGCAAAAUGUAUAAAAAAUAUAUAGACUUUACAGAUUAAUCUUCUAUCGACUUUGAACUUUUGUAGACUUAAAUAUUAACUUUCUUUUUACAACUAUAUUUAAGUUCUAUUCUUAUACAAUACAUAUAAAUUGAAAAAAUUAUAUUAAGAUUUCAAGUUAAUAAAUUUUGCUUUUUGCACCAAUCAGAGAUUAUCAAUAUGUUAAAAACAUAAGAUUUGUAUUAUAAGAAUAUAUUUAAACUAUAUUACAGAUUAUCAAUAUUUUUAUAUUAAUAUUUUUUCUACUAUAGCUAUUUUUUUCUCUAAUUUCUAGUUGAUGCAUUUUUAUAUGCAAAUAUAAUUUAUAUGCAAAUGCAUUUGUUCCUAUACGUCUGAGAUAAAAGAAGAGAUAUGAAUAUUUCUUUCAUAAUAAAAGUUACAUACUAGACACGUUAAGUUCACAUUUAUACCACUUUACUAUUUUGUAUGCAUGUGAUUCCAUUUAAAAGAAUAAGCCAAUAAUGUGAUACAAACAGGUUCUAAUUGUAUGUCAAUAGAUGCAUGCAUGUCAUAUAAAUUAUAUAUAUUUAUCGAGUGAUGGAAGAUUUAAAUUUAUACGUUUUUUGAUGUUAUAAUACAAUGUUAUGUAAUUACUACAUUUCAAAAAAGAAAUAAAAAGAUAACAAAA